This is a messenger RNA of Thunnus maccoyii (southern bluefin tuna), 3162 nucleotides long. RefSeq lists its product as uncharacterized. The transcript has 3 exons. The record is from RefSeq and is a predicted model, not a curated record. Bases 329 to 1024 code for a protein of 231 amino acids. NCBI's taxonomy places the organism in Eukaryota, Metazoa, Chordata, Actinopteri, Scombriformes, Scombridae.
AUGAUAAAAGAAAACAAUAAUUACUAUGCUUUAAAUCUAUUUAAAUUAUAGUAUUUAAACUAAUUCAUUAGAAAUUAAGUCAAAUGUUUAUUAUUUAGUUUCUGUAAUUAGGCUACACUGGUUUGAAACCACGUCACUACGUUGUCACUGGUUGUCAUGGUGACGUGCCACUAUAAAAACCAAAUUCCACUAUUCUAACUUCAUUCUGCACCUGAACUGCUGACAGGAGCUGAAACUGUGACACCAAAUGGUGAAUUGUUGACCUGUGAAAAUAAGAAGUUGAUAAACUGUGGAAAGCUGAGUAAGCAGCUGUUGAAGUGAGGAAAACAUGGCCUCCUCUGGUUUACACCGAGAGAAACACCUGCUGACUUUAGGCAUCCUCCGUGUGGAUGAACGAUAUACUAACCUGCCGAGGCCAGGACCAAUCCUUCAACUGUUUCUUACAAACCUACGAAACCGACCUCUGAGAGCUGCGAACAUCAAGUCGAUGAGGGAGUCCAUACUCAGCAUGUAUCACAGCCUAAUCAGCGGUUCUAAGAGUUUCCCUGUAAUUCCCUUCAAAGGAUACCUGAGUUCAGUUCAGACGGUCACACCCUUUGUCCAGACUGAGCAGGAGCAGAGAGAGAACAACACGCCAUCUCCUUUAACAGACGCACCAGCAGGUGUGAUGGUGCCAGCUGCAGACUCCAGCUCUUCUCCUCCAACUAUGAUGACUCCAGUUCUUCCUGAGAGGACGGCGAUGGCAGCCCUGAAGGCAGACCGUAGGAACUGUGUCCGCAACAUGGAUCUUGAUGGCAGCACUUUCACCAGAGUCAUCUCCACUGUUUACCGCUCCGAUAGCACUGAGAGGGCCAACUGCUGGAGAGUGACCGACUACAGCACCGACGGCCACGUUCUGAUGUCAGCGCUCUGUCAGUUUACCAAAAACUCGGCACAGUGUGCAAAGACUUCCGCGCUGAGGAAGAGGAAGGUGACAGAGGAAGAGAGCAGCCUGUCUGCACCAAAGAAGCGCUUGAGACUGUGAUUGGAAGACCUAUAGGCUUCUAUUGUACAUUUGUAUAUAGUUUGUAUAUAGUUGGUUCAUCACUGGUGUGGUACAUAGGUCAGUGUUUGUGGUGCGUCUUGCACCGGUGCGUCCUGCACCUUUCUUUAUUUCUUUAUGCUGGCCUGUGCAUCCAACACGGUGGGAACUAUGAUUGAUUGUAUGAGCUCUCUUCAAAGAGGACUCAGGACAUUUUGAUUGUAUUUUUUCCAUGCAAGAUGAGUUGGAAACUCAUCCAGGAUUUUCCUACACCUCUUGCCCAGUGUGUGUAGACGGGCACCAGUCCACCUGUGACCUUCAACAGCAAAAGCGGUUUAGAUGGAUUUUCUUCUUGUCCUCUAAAGCCAUUAAUAUCCUUGGAUGUGUUUUCUGGAACCAGAAAUACAUUCCACUUUAUAUAAUGGGGCUGACUCCUCACCAGUUAAAAUCAAGCUUCAAAUUUAAGCCUAAACUGGGAAUGAGAAGGCCAGUCACAACAGGGAUUAUUAUGGCUGUAGGGACAGUGACAAAACUGGCAACGCUGCUGUUAUCCACCAAAACAGGCAGGUGGACAAGGAAGGACAAGUCAAUAGGAGAAUCCCAUGAUGACAGGAACAGCAAGAGGCCAGUGAAGAUAUGAACCCACCACCUGCUUGUCUCCCAGUUAACUGGAGCAACCAGCAGUGGAAAGGGUGAAAACACUUGGCUGUGACAUUCUGACCUGUGAAGGAAGAUGGAUUUUGCUUUUACACAUCACCAAAAGUCAACAAAUUGUUGUCUUUAAGAGAAAAGAGGCGAGACGAGAAGAGACAAGAGAAGAGGAUGCAACGCCCUGCACUACAAACCCUCAUUUCAAAUGACAAAUAUACAUUUAUUUGAUUGUUGAUUUCUGUUGUUCUGAGGUUAGUAACUAUUCUCCCUUAUGUGCCAUUUGUCUUUUAGAGAGAAGAGAGGAGUCGAGAUGAGACGAGGAAACAAGGAGACAGUGUUUUGUGAUUGUUCUCCUUCAAAAAGAUAAAUAUGAUUUUUUUUCUAUGUCAUUAUCUUCUACAGAUGAAUAGUUCUUCUGGUUGCUGGAGUUGUUCAUUAACUAUUAUUUCCCAUUUUCUGCCAUUUGUCUUUUAGAACGGAGAAGAAGAAACAAAAGACCAGAUCAGACAAGCAGAGAGGAGAGGAGACAGCAUGCAUUGUGAACCUUCUCAUAUAAAAAGAUAAAUAUACAUUUAUUCUGUGUUUUUAUCAGAAUCAAUAUGUCUUCUGUUAAUGUCAUUGCUGAACUGUUAUUCCCCUUAUCUGCCUUUUGUCUUUUAGAGAGAGGAGAGCUAACAACACGAAGACUCAAGAAGAAGACAAGUGGAGAGGAGAUAUCAUGCAUAGUGAAACCUCUCAUGAAAAAAGAUAAAUAUACAUUUAUUAUCUCAUACUCAGAAUUUCUGUACUGAUCAAUAGUUCUUUUGUUGCUGAAUUUAUUAAGUGUUAUUUUUCCUUGUCUGUCUACUUUUUUGUUGUUGUAUAAAGUUACAUAAUUCUGUUCAGUAAGACCUCUGAAACUAUGUCAAAAAAAUAUGCUUAGCUUCGAAAAUUCCACCAAACAGUCAUCAUGUCUGGAGAGACUUUUUUUGCUAACUUCCUGUAAAGAGGCGAACUGAAAAGGCACACUAUUUUAAGACAGAACGACAUCUAGUGGAUUCUUUUUUUAGCAUAAGAUACCUAAACCGAUUGGUAGAGAUGCCUCAAUCAAGAACAUUAAAGGGUUAAAGCCACAAAGUUUUUGUUCUAGUGGUGAUCUUAAAAGUUUCCAAACUACCAAAUAUAAUAGACUGAAUUUUGAGUAAAUGUGUAUAAAAUGAUGCAUAAGACAACUAGAAUAGAUAAAAAACAUGGGGUCUUAGGUUUGUAUAUUUCCCUCAGUAUAAACAACAUAUAGCUUGAGACAGACAUACUGUACAAUUCAUAUACUUUAUGUGAUCAUACAGUGAGAGAAUCUUUUUUCUUUUGGCUAAAUCCAUGAUCCAAACAUAUACCAAAGGCUAACUGAAUAUCAAAACACAACUUCUGACCUGCCAUCAGUAUCAAACUGACAGCACUUUCAAUAGCUGGACUAACACUAGACAAUAAAUAAAUGUUGGUACCGACUGUCA